UUUCAGUUGAAGUUUCAGGCUCCCGUUACUCGCCAGGCGCUUCUGUUCGCUUACUCGACGACUCCGCCCAUGAAUUACCGUCUCACCGAACACGACGAUAAGACGUCGGUCCCUUUCGAUUUUUCUCCAGGAGCUUCUGCUUCUACUUCUACUUCUCCUUCCUCGUCUUCAUCGUCUUCUUUUUAUCCAUACGAGUUGAAAAGGAAUCACGGUGCGCUAACCAUGUUUGGAUGGGGAGUGCUUCUACCUGUCGGUGCGAUAGUCGCGAGAUACUUCAGACAAAGAGAUCCUCUUUGGUACCACCUUCAUGUAAUUAUUCAAUUCGUGGGAUUUCUUAUCGGCCUCACGGGUGCGGUCGCUGGAAUUGCUCUUUACAACAGAGUACACUCUAAUUUCACAACACACAGGGGCCUCGGCGUUUUUAUCCUUGUGCUAGGUUCUCUGCAGGUAAUUGCAUUCUUCUUACGACCGGAUAAGGAGUCGAAGAUCCGUAAGUACUGGAACUGGUACCACCACUGGGUCGGCCGGCUUGCUCUUUUCCUCACGGCGGUUAACAUUGCUCUUGGAAUUCAAAUUGGAGGUGCUGGUGAUUCCUGGAAGGCAGUUUACGGAAUUCUCCUCGCCGUCAUCUUAAUUUCCGUUACAGUCUUCGAGAUCGCUUUCUGGGUAAGAUAAAAUGGUCUGAACAAACCUUUUUCGAUCCGAUUCAUGUAUGAAGCUUUUGUGAAAAACCUAUAAGAGAUAGAAUCUGUCGCAGAUUGUUCGUUCAUCUUUUACUGUGAUCAGAUCGAGCCAAUUCUGUCGGUAGUUUUCCCAUUUUCAUUCAUAUCUUCUCCUUUCUUUAUAUUAAUGGAUUAACUAUUGAGUCGAUUCUU
Messenger RNA from Ananas comosus (pineapple), 875 nucleotides. Its product is annotated as cytochrome b561 and DOMON domain-containing protein At3g61750-like. The record is from RefSeq and is a predicted model, not a curated record. The annotation marks the transcript as partial. The transcript has 3 exons. Lineage: Eukaryota; Viridiplantae; Streptophyta; Magnoliopsida; Poales; Bromeliaceae.